Rhagoletis zephyria (snowberry fruit fly) is the source of this 505-nucleotide messenger RNA. RefSeq lists its product as uncharacterized. Lineage: Eukaryota; Metazoa; Arthropoda; Insecta; Diptera; Tephritidae. The record is from RefSeq and is a predicted model, not a curated record.
UGUGCCAAUACAAAAGUAGUCUUUGAUUGCAUGUUGAAGAUGAAAGACGAUUCACAAGCAGCAAUAAAUUAUACUUGAUAUAUGUAGAUAUGUAUACAUAAGCAAAAGGGAUUAAAACGAGUUUGUUUGCCAAUAUGGAUGGCCAUAACGUGGAAUCAAAUGAUGAUAGUUUUCUUAAAUCUCGUAAGUCUAAAGACAAGCCUCCUCUAUGGGACACUUUCCAAGACCCGCCAUCAAGGAGAGCAACAGGAUCGGCAGCGAGUUGGGCGAAGUUGGGCUGCUUUUUGAAAAUCUUUAAAUUUUUGACAUACAUCUUUGUAUUUAUUGUCGUUUUGGCAACAGCUACUACAUCGAAAAUAUCGUUCCUCUUAAUGGUGUCCCGCCUUCGUAAAAAUGCAGUUGUAAAGAGAUGCAAUGCUUUGGCCGUUUUCCGGCUAGAUUUAGCCGGUUGCGAUAGUAAACAGCCGUAGAAAAUUCGGUUUAGCCGGCAACCGAUUUGUGAGCC